AUGGGAGAGGACGGCAUAAAACUGCUUCAGCAGAGGCUGGCCGAACGAACCCGCGAAAAUAAAGCAACUCGCGAAGCAGCCCUAGAGAACAAAUUUCGUAAGCUGCCUGCUUCAAUGUCAUCCAAGAACGGCAAAGUGGUGCACAACUUGUCGUCAAAGGAGCUGACGGAGGAACAAAUGCAGGUUUUACGGCAUGAGGCCUCAUUCAACACAGCCGAUGCCAAACCUGACAACAUGAUCGCAGCAGUGGAAUUAAUCCUCAGCCAGACGGGAGCGACAGACGAAACGAAGAACCGCAUUCGAUACCAAGUGUCCUCCGUCCUCAUGGCUCAUAGGCCGCGCGACGUGCUUUCCAAGGUCGAGCGUGAUGCACUUAAGGAACUCAGGGCAGACAACAACCUCGUUAUCGUUCCUGCGGACAAGGGGCGUUAA
Spirometra erinaceieuropaei is the source of this 432-nucleotide messenger RNA. Lineage: Eukaryota; Metazoa; Platyhelminthes; Cestoda; Diphyllobothriidea; Diphyllobothriidae. The record is from the annotation of a GenBank genome assembly.